AGCGGUAUCUGUGAACUACCAAUUCUUUUGCUUCUUUUUGUUCCUUUCUCCGUUUUACGCUACCUGGACGUUGCUGAGAUGUCUCCAGGCGCAAAUGGGAAUGUCGAUGACGAGGAUUUGGAUUACAUCACCUCAGACGACAUUGCUCUUUUUCGUCGGACGCUAUUGGCUCGGCGUUUCCCCGGCCUUCAGAAAAUGUCAGACGCGGAUCUUAUUGCACUAAUACGCGCUGAGCGAAAAGCGACUGGGCGGAAGCUUGUUCCCGAAGUCCGAUUGCACCCCAAAACGACUUUCACACCACCACCGCCCAAGCGGGAGCAGCCCGCUCCCCGGGUCACACCGUUUGUACCCUCCAAUCCGUUUCAAGCAAGGGAGCAGGCGUCCCGCUCCAAUGCCGAGCGCUUCACUGGCGUUGACACGCCCUAUGAGGCGCACCGAGACGACUUCAACGAGGGCAGGACAACUGAUGAGAAGCGCCGAGUGGCUCCUUUCGUACCGUCCUGCGCGUCACAGGCCCGGGACGCCAUCCAGAUCAAGUACUUCCUGAACAGCCCCCAGGAGGCGGCUCCCCUAGCCCAGGGGCUCACGCAGCAACAGCCGCGGCCAUGCGGGCCCACGUCAGGUCGGGCAGGGACCGCAACGCAGGGCCAAGGAAGUUGAGGAAGCAGCCCGAGCCUUCAAAAACUGCCGAGAUGUAUUUAAGUUGGUGGCUGCUUCGGGCGCAUGCUAUGCGUCAUGUAAGCGUGGCGAGCACUUUGCAAGGAUAGGGGGUUGCAUGGUUUGCGGCUAGCAGGAUUGCAUCCACGUAAACCGCCUCUCAAGUCUGAUAGCUGGGUUAAUUUAACCUGUGGCGUAACCUGGUAAAUUCUUGCGACCCGGUCAAUGCAUUGUGGUGUACGGCGCUGUGUGGACAGGUUUGCUGCAGGGCAGCUAUUUUUGAUUGGCACCGCAGGGUUAGAUCUAAGCCACACCUUUGGCUGCGAGCCUUGUUCUAUAUGUAUAGGCAGGUUGGUCAGUGUGCAGUGAUGUGCACGGUGGUGUGCAAAUGUCAAAUACAUCUGGGCAACAUGCGGUUGGUCGUGUAAUCGCUGCGCAGGUUGGCCAUUUGUCCAUAGUACCUAAGGCGUUAAAGACGUGCCAUGUGUUUGUCAAUCCUUUCGAGAGGGAGGAUGCGCCGAAUGCGGUAGGAGAGGCUGACCAUGUUUUCCCGGGUUAGCGCAAUUCUUACACUUGUACCUCAAAGGCAAGAGUAGGCAAUUCAUAUGCUUUUUUAUCCACCCCGUGGCUUUGCUCUGCGGAACUUACCUUCAUGAUUUAUCUCCCCGUGAUGUACGUAAGGUUUUGCAUUUCCACCAUGUGGGCGUAGGAUCGUGGCCUCACUAUUACCAAAGCAUAGCUUCCGAUUGCGGGUUUUGUUACAACCUCGGUUGGGAAUCCAUGUUGCCUCGGUUUCCUUGUAACGCUGGGGCAUAAAGGAGCCCGGC
This is a messenger RNA of Astrephomene gubernaculifera, 1484 nucleotides long. NCBI's taxonomy places the organism in Eukaryota, Viridiplantae, Chlorophyta, Chlorophyceae, Chlamydomonadales, Astrephomenaceae. The record is from the annotation of a GenBank genome assembly.